AUGGGCAUCGAAUGUGAAGGUUACGGAAUCAAGUUGCGAUGGCUGGCUCCUCUCGAAUUUCGCCAUCACGGGGCGUCAGUGUCGCAGAAGCUGGUUGCCUUUGAAGACAAGGAUCGAGACCACCAACGUCGGAAGGUCGAUUCAGUGGAGUGGAGUGAUCCUUAUGCAACUUACGAGGAUAUGGAUAAGGAUUUGGCGAUAUUGCAUCACUCGGGGCUGGACCCAGUUUUGAAAAGCGGUGUCACCAAAUGCUUGGGACCCUUUGGCGUGUUUCUGGGGCAGCUGACAAAUUCAAAUACGUCGUCUGAAGCGAUCAACUCUAAGCAUGAAAUAGAUUCCCCUCAAAAGCUUGCUACUCCAACCGACAAUCUUCAGCACAGUGGACAUGACAUAUGGAUCGCCCAAGAGCUUCUUCAGGGUGCUUACAUCACUGCUGCCGCCAUGGGUAAUGAUCAGUAUCUUGAUAACUUAUUAAAUGACGAGUUUCGCUUUGAUGAUGGUGAUUUCGACUUCUACAGUCUUGUGUUUCGGAACCAGCCGGUACCCGUGGAAGACACCACUCCAUCUCAUAGUCAGCCACAAUUAGCGGUAGAUACAAGUCUGCCUCUGCUUGAUAUUCAGUUGUAUCCACAAGAUGACCAGGGAGUAUCUUCAAUUUUACAGAUAGUGGACACCCCAGGGCUGUCGGUACCUGCUCUACAAAAUACUGUUCCAACCACCGCACUCAAAGUUCAACCAUUGACUCGCUACUUGCUUAAUUACUACAUCACUGAAGUAGCAGAUCUCAUGACCGUGAUCCCAUUGACGGAAAAUCCAUGGAAAACGAUUUACUUCCCCAGAGCUCUCGCAGCCUUGGGUGAACUCUCUGGUCUAGGUCAUACUCUGACAGCCAAAAAUGCAUUGCUAUAUGCACUUUUGGCCGUCCUGGCAUUCAAUUUACAACUGAAGUUUCCUUCAAAGCUGGACCUGAAGACAUUUUACCUCAAGUUGGGUGGUCGUCUUCGGUCUCAAGCCCUGUACUUCAUAAACCAACUUAGUAUUAGUCAUUGUGUCAGCAAAGAAAAAUACAAAGAUGUUCUUUGUGCCAUUAUGCUGAUGAUUCUGGUGGACUUGGUAUGGGGGACUAUGCAGGGUACUCAUUAUUACAUCGAAUUUUGUGGUGAAGUCAUAAGGGCAAAGAUGAAACACAAGCGCAAACUUCUGAGUAAAGCGAGAGUUCUCCAUCGUAUUUUUAGCUCCUUGAAGCUCAUUCAGGAUCUGACUUGUCUAGAUCCAAAACAAAUUCACGCUAAUUGGGGAAUGGGAUUUAGAGAAAAUGCAGAGCAUACUUCGACAACCCUCACUCCAGAAUUCGUUGACCAAAAGCUUAAUAAUACCAAGAAGAAAGAUGAGAACUUCGCAACUGAUGCUCUUUAUGGCUUGCCCAAUAGUCUAAUUCGCUUAUUUGCAGCUACAGUUGACAUGGUGCGCACAAGAAUUUACGAAGGAACUGUGCCCGUUAGUGAGGCCAACUCUCUUCGUCUCCAAUUGGACGAAUGGUCACUCGAGUGGCAACUAAAUACAGAAGACGGCGGUAUGCAAGAAGCAACAUACCACCAUAUCGUUCUGUUUCAUUACGCGCUCACCAUCUAUUUUGAUCGAUUCAUCCUUGAUACCCCUAUAGAGAGGGUCCAGCCAGCUGUACGUCAUACAUUAAACCAUCUCAAUGCAAUCAUUCGCCUAAUCCAAAAGGGAACAGCACGGAUCAUUCCUCUUUUUUGGCAAGGUUUCAUUGCUGGAUGCGAAGCCACACUGUCGGAGCUUCAACAAGGCUUCAAACAAUGGGGGGCCGACAUUGCUCAGUACUUGGGGAGUUAUUGGGGGGCACGGCAAAUUAUGUUAGAAGUGUGGAGACGACGUAGCCACCACGAAGCCCAUGAUGACUGGGUUCAUGUUAUCAAAGAUUGGAGAACUAACCUUAUGCUUAAUUGA
Molecule: messenger RNA, 1971 nt
Organism: Diutina rugosa
Lineage: Eukaryota; Fungi; Ascomycota; Pichiomycetes; Serinales; Debaryomycetaceae
Gene: ARG81
Product: Arg81p
Exons: 1
Coding region: 1-1971 (656 amino acids)
Source: RefSeq, a predicted model, not a curated record